AUGGGUGUAAGCGGAAGGGAAGGCGCAAGACUUGUCACUACUCUUCUCCCAUCUCGCCACUCUUCGUUGGUUCACGGGAAUCCUCUGUGUCGGGUUCAUUCCCCGGGCCUCGGGCCGAAGCUCGCUCCGCCGGACUUCAAUAACUACGACCUCGCCCGUAGACCUCGGCUCCGAGGAGGCCGUACCGCAAGGCCGAACUCGAAGGACUUUGAUCAAUGGGCACUAGAGAGAGGCGCUAACAUGCAAAAAGCCUCAUUUCGGGUCUUUUCUGGGAAGAGCACAGGAAUGACUACAAGAGAAGACCGAAAACGUCCAAAAGAAUGCCGAUCCAUAGAGAAAUCGAAGCAUAUCGAGACCCGGGGGAAAGAAAGGCCUGGCUAA
This is a messenger RNA of Dovyalis caffra, 381 nucleotides long. NCBI's taxonomy places the organism in Eukaryota, Viridiplantae, Streptophyta, Magnoliopsida, Malpighiales, Salicaceae. The record is from the annotation of a GenBank genome assembly.